UUUAGAGUUUUAGAGUUUCCGUAUAAGUUAGGUUGAUCCAGUGCUACUCCUGCAAAGAGGCAAGCAGCACUAAAGAUGACUCCAACUUGCUCCAAUUUUUCUCUAACUGGGAGAUAGAUAACCAUGAGCCACCCACCAGAUGAAAAUUUUGACCUUAUGGGGGGACAUGAAGCUUCCAAAUUUUUGACCACCACAUUGAUGGAGCAGAACUGCUGAACAGAGAAGGAGAUGAACUCCCAAAGGCUACAUGGUACCCUGAUUUAACCGUAAAAAUUCCCCUCUUAGGUGUGUUUCCGGAUCAGAACAUCUUGAGAAGCUCGAAGACUAGAAGGAACUUGUAGAAUUCUGGAUAUAUCUACUAGCAAGAACAGUUGUUUUAAGUAAGUUGAGAUUCCAACCUUUUCUGUCAGGCAACAAGAGGUCGGAUACCAUUAAACUUGCAAAUCCAGGAGGCAUUGGUGUUAAUAACGAGAGUUAGAAUAAUUGAGAAGCCAAGAAUCACGCCAUACAUGAACUUUGGUACCAUCCCCAAUUCGCCAAAUAUAUCCUUGACGCAAAUUCUGAUAAGCAGUCCAUAUGCUUCGCCAUACGAAACGGGGAUUAUCCCCCGAAGUUGAUUCAGAAAGAUUUUGAGUUGGAUUUUUCGUGUCUACUGUUUAUUAAUAAAUCUAAUUAUGUUGUGCAGUUACUGUCAUUGGGCUCGUACGGGUACAUGGGCCAAAGGAUCAAGUCCACUCACUAUUCCAUUAGUCACUACCAUUUAAAUGGGCUUAGAAUGCUCAUUAGCACUCCAUAAAACCGGGUUUACUACUGGAGCUCACUUGCAACCCAAAUUUGUCAACUUGCACACAAGGCAUGUUCCUGGUUUAAAUGUGGGGAAAGUGUCUUUGUCAAGAGUUAGGCCUCACUCAAACAACAGAAUUGCUUGCACGUUUGCCCAAUUGGAAGAAGUCACCUAUUCUCAUGAGGAACAUGAAAAGAAUUGUCCUUUGGUUAAGAUGUGUGGGAUUACAACAGCCAGAGAUGCUACAAUGGCAGCAGAAGCUAGAGCUAAUUUUAUUGGAAUGAUCCUUUGGCCCAAUUCAAAACGUUCCAUUUCACUUUCAGUAGCAAAGGAAAUAUCAAAAGUUGCAAGAGCAAAUGGAGCAAAGCCAGUUGGGGUAUUUGUGGAUGAUGAUGCAGAGACAAUUCUGAGAGCUGCAGAUGCAUGCGACCUUGAAUUUGUGCAGCUUCAUGGAAAUGGUUCACGGGCAGCUUUUCAAGAUUUAGUGCGACAAAAGCAGAUAGUGUAUGUUCUUCAUGCUAAUGCGGAUGGAGACCUUCUAAAUAAAAUCUCGGAUGAAGAUUGCUCCGUGGUUGAUUGGAUUCUUGUGGAUAGUGCAACGGGUGGCAGUGGCAAAGGAUUUAACUGGGCGCAAUUUAAAUUGCCACCAAUUAGAAGCAAGCAUGGGUGGCUCUUGGCAGGAGGGAUCAAUCCUGGAAAUGUUUGUGAAGCUGUGUCUACACUAAAGCCUCAUGGUGUUGAUGUUAGUAGUGGUAUUUGUGGCUCAGAUGGCAUCAAGAAGGAUCAAUCUCGAAUAUCUUCUUUCAUGAGUGCAGUUCGUUCCGCAAGUUACUAGGAAGUGGAUUGUUACAGAUUGUCUGGCUAGAAACCAAAGAAAACUUAUUAAACUUGUUAUCGUUCAAUUAUAAUUUACUAAUGUCUCUUUUAUGGUGAAAAGUAUGGAUGUAGAUGUAGCAUGGGCUUGUCUCAUGCUAAAAUUCUUAGUUCUUGGGGCCAAUAAUCCCUCGAAAUGAUAAUCUCUACUUCAUUCUUUCA
This is a messenger RNA of Ricinus communis (castor bean), 1819 nucleotides long. RefSeq names its product N-(5'-phosphoribosyl)anthranilate isomerase 1, chloroplastic. Bases 765 to 1619 code for a protein of 284 amino acids. NCBI's taxonomy places the organism in Eukaryota, Viridiplantae, Streptophyta, Magnoliopsida, Malpighiales, Euphorbiaceae. The transcript is spliced from 5 exons. The record is from RefSeq and is a predicted model, not a curated record. Gene Ontology annotation, biological process: L-tryptophan biosynthetic process. Gene Ontology annotation, molecular function: phosphoribosylanthranilate isomerase activity.